GGGCGGCGAGGAGCAGAGCCCGCUCCCCAUGGGGCUGCAGCCACGGCGCGCAGCUGGGCCCUGCCCGCCCGCGGCGAGAUGCGCCGCCGCGCUGCCCGGGCCGCGCACGGCCACGGCUGGGGCCCGUGCUGAGCAGCGGGAGGGCGCCGCCGCCCGCAGCAUGUCGCUGCCGCCCGCCGCGCCCGCUGCCUCCCCCGCCGCCGCCGCCCGGGCGCAGCACAAGAAGGCGGCGGCGGUGGCGGCGGCCUCCAGGAAGGCCGCGCCCCGGCCGGCGGAGGAGAGGGCGGCGCGGAAGGCGCGAGCGGCGCCGCCGGAGCGCGGCGGCCCCGUCUCCAGCUCCUGGCCCUGCUCGUCGCUGCAGCAGCAGCAGCGGCGGCCGCCGCCCGGUCCGCCGCAGCCGCGGGGCCGCUCGGGGGCGCCGGGGGCGGGCAGCCGCUCCUGCGAGAGCCUCGGCGCGGCGCCGGCGGCGGCGGCGCUGCGCCUCUCGCUGAGCCUGCCGCCGGAGGCGGCGCGGCUGCUGCAGCGCCGCAGCCUGGAGCGGCAGCGGGGGCAGCCGCCCGCCUCCCGCGGCGGCAGGGCGGCGGCGGCGGCGGUGGGCGCGGCGCCGCGGCGGGGUGCCCGGGCGGGCGGCGGCGGCGGCGACCUGCGCGCCCUGCUGAAGAUCUCGCUGCUCAACGACCGGCACCGCUACGACGACGAGGAGUACGAGGAGGAGGAGGAGGCGGCGGCGGCCGUGGACGAGGGGCUGGUGCGCAAGUGCACCGAGUGGCUGCGCGGAGUGGAGAGCGCGGCCGGCCGCGACGGCGGCGACAGGCUGGAGCCGCUGCCGCCGCUGGGGAGCCGCUGAGCGGGGACCGAGCUGCCGCCGGCGAGGGGGGCUCCGGCGCCGAGAGAGGAGCCGGGAGCCGCCUCCCCCACACACCUCUUUUUUAUUUUUUUUCCCUUAUGACUUUUAACGACUUUAUAAGACGUGCAUACUGGCUUUUGUAUAUUUGUAUAUAAAGUUCGUUUUUAUUUAUUUGAAUAAAUGGCUGGAC
Molecule: messenger RNA, 1037 nt
Organism: Rhea pennata
Lineage: Eukaryota; Metazoa; Chordata; Aves; Rheiformes; Rheidae
Gene: PRR18
Product: proline rich 18
Exons: 1
Coding region: 29-847 (272 amino acids)
Source: RefSeq, a predicted model, not a curated record